UGAUCUCCAGCUGUUCUCGCUGUAAGACGUGCGACUGCCUCGUGUAUGACGAGGAGAUCAUGGCCGGCUGGACGGCGGACGACUCCAACCUGAACACCACCUGUCCCUUCUGUGGGAACCCGUUCCUGCCCUUCCUCAACGUGGAGAUCAGGGACAUGAGAGGACCCGGCAGGCUUUUCCUGAAGGGCAGCCCGUCGGUGGACGAGGCCAUGACCUCGUCGUACUCGGCCUCCACAGGUCUGGACACGGGGACGUCCACCUUGUCCACUCCGUGUCCUACGACGGCCGUCUUCCCUCCCUCCCCUGUGCUUGCUGUCCAGGAGUGUUCGGGGAGUGGAAGGACUGGAUCCACCAGAGCUCCGGGGUUCGGCAUCCCCUCGGAGCGCCGGCAGGGGUCUCCGUCCCCCGGAGCGCCGAUGGCUCGCAGCGUCAGCGCCUUCGGUCCUCUGGACGAAGCGCCGCUGCUCACCCGCUGCGUGCCGACGUCAGGCAGCCUGCCCAGCCGCCUGAACGAGACCGCGGUACGGUAACAGAGUCUUUACAUCAUUCAAUGCUGUACAAUAAAAAGGCACAUUCUGCUCAAUGUUUUGGCGAACAGGUAAACUGCCAUUCAGAAGUUAGUCAUCAGCCACAAGAGCUUGAUUCUUUACAGUCAGACAACUCUUUUCAAUCGGCGAGAUUGAAAAUCAUGUUUUCUUUAAACAAUCACCAAAACAACGCCGUUUAUCAUGGCCCACGGUCCUUGAACACAUCAUGUGUAACGAACACUUCUGUCAGAAAAAGCAGCUAAAACGGAACUUAAAAAUAUAUUUCAACAACAUUUUAUUCUUCAUGUUUCAUUAUAAAUGUCUCCUCUAAUAAAGA
This is a messenger RNA of Anarrhichthys ocellatus (wolf-eel), 864 nucleotides long. RefSeq names its product C-myc promoter-binding protein-like. Bases 60 to 530 code for a protein of 156 amino acids. The transcript has 3 exons. NCBI's taxonomy places the organism in Eukaryota, Metazoa, Chordata, Actinopteri, Perciformes, Anarhichadidae. The record is from RefSeq and is a predicted model, not a curated record.